UCCUUCACCGUUGAUAUUAUGAUGAGUGACGAGUGAAACACCCGCUAUCAGACACACACUUCGAAGAACCUCGCUCUCUCCUUCAUCAUCAACGUAGAUUUUUCCAUUUUUCCAUUUUUCCAUUUUCCAUUCCCAUCCUCGCAACGAUUCACGAAGAGCAAGAAGUGGUGGUGGAUCCACGAAGAUGAGUCACAGCAUCUUCCACCAGACUCUGCUUUGUCAAACGCAGACGGUUGCGGAGCACCAAAGCAAGGUGAGUUCUCGCGGAAGCACUUUAUUCCCAGCGCUGAGUGUCAGCAAAGGCAAGAAGCUUGUACUCUCUACAAAUCUCCGCGGGAACAGGUUGUGCUUGAGGAAACGGAGAUUCGCCAUGGGAAGAAACCGCAACACUGUGGCUAUUCCGCGUGCUGUGUUAACCUCGAAUGCUGCUUCUGAGCUUUCAGGGAAGUUCAACCUUGAUGGAAACAUUGAAUUACAGGUUGGUGUUAGUUCUUCAGGACCAGGAGGUGCAACACAAGUAGAUAUUCAAGUUUCAAAUAAAAGUGGUUCUUUGAUUUUACAUUGGGGAGUUUUACAUGAAAGUCAAGGGAAGUGGGUACUUCCUUCUCGCCACCCAGAUGGAACUCAAGUUUAUAAGAACAGAGCUCUUAGAACUCCUUUUGUGAAAUCUGGCUCUGGAUCCUUCCUUAAAAUAGAAAUUGAUGAUCCUGCUGCACAAGCCAUAGAGUUCCUUAUACUUGAUGAAUCUCAGAAUAAGUGGUUUAAAAACAAUGGUGAGAACUUUCACAUCAAGUUACCAGGAAAAGAUGAGGGAGUUCAACAAGGCUCAGUUCCUGAAGACCUUGUACAAGUUCAAGCAUAUCUUAGGUGGGAGCGAAAUGGUAAGCAGAUGUACACUCCAGAGAAAGAGAAGGAGGAAUAUGAAGCAGCUCGACAAGACCUAUUGAAAGAAGUAGCUAGAGGUAUUUCUGUGCAAGACCUCCGCGCAAGGUUGACUAACAAAGCCAACACUGCUGAAGUAAAGCAGCCUUCGGUUUCUGGAACCAAGAACAUCCCUGAUGAACUUGCACAGGUUCAAGCUUAUAUACGCUGGGAAAAAGCUGGGAAGCCUAACUACUCUCCGGAACAACAACUUAUCGAAUUUGAAGAAGCAAGAAAAGAAUUGCUAGGUGAGCUUGAGAAAGGUGCUUCUCUAGAUGAAAUACGGAAGAAAAUUGUCAAAGGGGAGGUACAAACUAAAGUUGCCAAGCAGUUGAAAACCAAAAAAUACUUCCAUGUUGAAAGAAUACAAAGGAAAAAGAGAGAUUGGACGGAGCUUAUCAACAGAAAUGUUGGGGAAAAUAUAGUUGAACAAUUUGUAGAUGUUCCAAAGACAAUGACAGUGAUUCAACGCUAUGCCAAGGAAAAGGAAGAAUAUGAUAAAGGUCUUAUUUUGAAUAGGGCAAUUUACAAGCUUGCUGAUAAUGAUCUUCUGGUCCUCGUUACCAAAGAUGCUGGUAACAUUAAGGUUCACCUGGCUACAGACUCCAAAUCACCUGUUACACUUCACUGGGCCUUAUCAAGAUCAACACCUGGAGAGUGGUUGGUGCCACCUGCAAGUGCUCUGCCCCCUGGAUCUGUUAUUAUGGAUAAGGCUGCUGAAACACCUUUUAAUCCUGGUUCCCCGUCUCAUCCUUCCUUUGAGGUCCAGUCCUUAGAUAUAGAGGUCGAUGGCGAUACUUUUAAAGGAAUAACUUUUGUCACUCUGUCAGAUGGAAAAUGGAUAAAGAACAAUGGAUCAGAUUUUUAUGUUGAAUUUAGUGAGAAGAAGAAGAUACAAAAGGCUUCUGGUGAUGGCAAAGGUACAGCCAAGUUCUUGUUGGAUAGAAUAGCUGAAAUGGAAAGUGAGGCACAAAAGUCCUUUAUGCAUCGAUUUAACAUUGCAUCGGAAUUGAUGGAUCAAGCCAAAAAUGCUGGUCAAUUGGGUCUUGCGGGCAUUUUGGUUUGGAUGAGAUUUAUGGCUACAAGGCAGCUUAUAUGGAACAAAAAUUAUAAUGUGAAGCCACGUGAGAUAAGUCAAGCACAGGAUAGGCUUACAGACUUGCUCCAGGAUGCCUAUACGAGUUAUCCACAGUAUAGAGAGCUUGUGAGGAUGAUCCUUUCUACUGUUGGUCGUGGAGGUGAAGGUGAUGUGGGACAGCGGAUUCGAGAUGAAAUCCUUGUUAUCCAGAGAAAGAAUGAAUGCAAGGGAGGAAUGAUGGAGGAAUGGCACCAGAAGUUACACAAUAAUACUAGUCCUGAUGAUGUUGUAAUUUGUCAGGCACUGAUUGAUUAUAUAAAUAAUGACUUUGAUAUUGGAGUUUACUGGAAAACAUUGAAUGACAAUGGAAUAACAAAAGAACGUCUUUUGAGCUAUGACCGUGCCAUCCACUCUGAACCAAAUUUUAGGAGGGAUCAGAAGGAAGGUCUUUUGCGAGAUCUGGGAAACUACAUGAGGACACUGAAGGCAGUUCAUUCAGGUGCAGAUCUUGAAUCUGCAAUUACAAAUUGUUUAGGCUACAAAUCUGAGGGUCAGGGCUUCAUGGUGGGGGUGCAGAUAAAUCCAGUGUCUGGUUUGCCAUCUGGUUUUCCUCAAUUAGUUCAGUUUGUGAUGGAACACGUUGAAGUUAAAUAUGUUGAACCACUUCUUGAGGGUUUGCUAGAGGCUCGUCAGGAACUCCGACCAUCACUCAAUAAGUCUCAAAGUCGUCUGAAAGAUCUUUUAUUUUUGGAUGUUGCUCUGGAUUCCACAGUUAGAACAGCAGUGGAAAGGGGAUAUGAAGAAUUAAACAAUGCAGGGCCUGAGAAAAUAAUGUACUUUAUCUUCUUGGUUCUUGAAAAUCUUGCACUUUCAUCGGACAAUAAUGAAGAUCUUAUCUACUGUUUGAAGGGAUGGGAAAUUGCCUUAAGCAUGUGCAAGAGUAAAGACACUCAUUGGGCAUUGUAUGCAAAAUCAGUCCUUGACAGAACACGCCUUGCACUCGCAACCAAGUCAGAGGAAUACCAUAAUAUUCUGCAACCAUCAGCAGAAUACCUUGGAUCACUACUUGGUGUGGAAACAUGGGCUGUGGAAAUAUUUACGGAAGAAAUUAUCCGUGCUGGAUCUGCUGCUUCUUUGUCUGCACUUCUAAAUCGACUUGAUCCUGUACUCCGAAAGACAGCUAAUCUUGGAAGCUGGCAGGUUAUUAGCCCUGUUGAAACGAUUGGAUAUGUUGUGGUUGUGGAUGAGUUGCUUUCUGUUCAAAACAAAUCAUAUGAGAGGCCUACAAUUUUGAUAGCCAAGAGUGUGAGAGGAGAGGAAGAAAUUCCAGAUGGUGCAGUUGCUGUCCUGACACCAGAUAUGCCAGAUGUCCUAUCUCAUGUUUCUGUUCGAGCAAGAAAUAGCAAGGUGUGUUUUGCCACAUGCUUUGACCCCAGUAUCCUUGCUGACCUUGAAUCAAAGAAGGGAAAGCUCUUGAGCUUGAAGCCUACAUCUGCAGAAGUAGUUUAUAGUGAGGUCAACGAGGGUGAGCUUAUUGAUGAAAAAUCAAGUCACCUGAACGAAGUUGGUUCUGUGCCAUCCAUAUCUUUGGUCAAAAAGCAGUUUAGUGGAAGAUAUGCUGUCUCAUCUGAAGAAUUCACUGGGGAAAUGGUUGGUGCUAAAUCUCGUAAUAUCUCUUAUUUAAAAGGAAAAGUACCUUCUUGGAUUGGAAUUCCUACCUCAGUUGCCCUACCAUUUGGAGUUUUUGAGCAUGUCCUUUCUGACAAAUCAAAUCAGGUAGUGGCUGAGAAGGUUAAUGUUUUGAAACGGAAGUUAACUGAGGGAGACUUCAGUGCCCUCAAGGAUAUUCGUGAAACAGUUUUACAGUUGAAUGCGCCACCCCAGCUGGUAGAGGAGUUGAAAACUAAGAUGAAGAGUUCUGGAAUGCCUUGGCCGGGUGAUGAAGGCGAACAACGCUGGGAACAAGCAUGGAAAGCUAUAAAAAAGGUAUGGGGCUCAAAGUGGAAUGAAAGAGCAUACUUCAGCACGAGAAAAGUUAAGCUUGAUCAUGAUUAUCUUUCCAUGGCUGUCCUUGUGCAAGAAGUGGUAAAUGCUGACUAUGCUUUUGUAAUCCACACAACUAAUCCAUCUUCCGGAGACUCCUCAGAAAUAUAUACGGAGGUGGUAAAGGGACUUGGAGAAACACUAGUUGGAGCUUAUCCUGGUCGUGCUUUGAGUUUUAUCUGCAAAAAACAUGAUUUGGACUCCCCUCAGGUCUUGGGUUAUCCUAGCAAACCUAUCGGUCUGUAUAUUAGAAGGUCAAUUAUUUUUCGGUCGGAUUCCAACGGUGAAGAUCUAGAAGGUUAUGCUGGUGCUGGCCUCUAUGACAGAAACUAGGACAGCCUGAAAUUCCAAAAAAGAGGAUGGAAGCAACAAGCACCAGGAUAGACAAGGGUGUCACAUUCACCUGCAAAAAGUGGACCAACAAUUGCAACAAUUGAAGCUCAAAAGAAAUAACGGAAGCAACUACGCAUCAAGGAUUGCCAGAUUAGUUCCUUUUCAGUCAGGCGACAGCGAGUAUGUCACAUUGUAUUUGAUAGGAUUCCUAUUUCUACAUCAUUGCCACAUGAGGAGCUGAUCCAUAAUAGGACAAAUAGGCCUAGAAUCUUUCAGGUGUAUUCUAGAAGGGGUAAGAAGGGAAAUAGUGGCUAAGUUAGUUAGGAGAGCUGACAGGUGGGGAAUGAGAGCUGGCAAGUCAGUAUCAGAAUAUAAGGAAUAGGAGAGAGAAUGUUGAGGAUACCUUUAGAUAUUUCAGAUAUUGAGAAUGAUUAGGAAGUGCUAACUUCCUAAACGGAGCUCUGCUCUGAGUAAGGGAAUUAAAGGAGAUUUCUCCAUUCCUUCUGUAGUCCAGUUUACAAGUUCAAUAAAGCUCUCAGUUAUAUUUCUCUCAA
This is a messenger RNA of Lotus japonicus, 4929 nucleotides long. RefSeq names its product alpha-glucan water dikinase, chloroplastic. Lineage: Eukaryota; Viridiplantae; Streptophyta; Magnoliopsida; Fabales; Fabaceae. The record is from RefSeq and is a predicted model, not a curated record. The coding region runs from base 185 to 4375 and encodes 1396 amino acids. Gene Ontology annotation, biological process: phosphorylation. Gene Ontology annotation, molecular function: ATP binding; kinase activity. The transcript has 34 exons.